Ficedula albicollis (Collared flycatcher) is the source of this 1877-nucleotide messenger RNA. It is a transcript of the gene HOXD11, whose product is annotated as homeobox D11. NCBI's taxonomy places the organism in Eukaryota, Metazoa, Chordata, Aves, Passeriformes, Muscicapidae. The transcript is spliced from 2 exons. Gene Ontology annotation, cellular component: nucleus. Gene Ontology annotation, biological process: anatomical structure development; regulation of transcription by RNA polymerase II. The coding region runs from base 1035 to 1877 and encodes 280 amino acids. The record is from RefSeq and is a predicted model, not a curated record. Gene Ontology annotation, molecular function: DNA-binding transcription factor activity, RNA polymerase II-specific; RNA polymerase II cis-regulatory region sequence-specific DNA binding.
GGGGCUGGCGGCUGCUGUGUGUGUCGCCUGCUCCUGAGUCUUGCUUUUCCCUUCCAAUGAAAAUGAGCAUUUUGGUGGGAGUUGGAGGCAGGGGAACAGAGGUCACUUUGUCUGCUGCUCUGCUUCCCAAGGAAACCGUGCUUGGUGGACUUCUUUCCCUGCCACAGCCCUCUGCCUUAGAGAGAGCCCGAAAGUAUCUCCCUUUCGUAAAUCCGGCCGCUGAGAGAUGUUCUGUUUGCCUAUUUCUCAUUUCAGUUUGGCGCCCUGACACAAGUGCGCAGUGUUGGGGCUUAUAAGCGAGGGAAAACGAGGUGAUCGAAACUCAGGCUUUGAAUUUCGUGACCGGUUUUGAUGCCAACUGUGGAUUGCAGGAGCCGGGCGGGCAGAUCCGGUCGUACACUCCAAUGUGUGAAUGGGACUUGGCUUUCCUGAGUGAACCAUCACCCACCCGCUCAUCAUCUGCUUGAGCGGCGGCCGGAGAGUAUCGCUCCCUCUGAGGAGGAAGCGAUCACGUUUCCGAGCCGGGGGUGCCCGUCCGUGAGCCCCCAAGGCUCGCUCCGGGGGCUGUUCCCCGGCGGUGGCGGUGCUCCCCCCUCGCUGCCCGGGGAGAGAUGCGGGCGGGGGGCUGCGCGCCGUGGGGCUCCGCGCCGGGCUCCGGCGGUGGGCAGGCGCCUGCCCGGGCGGCGCGGCCCCAGGUGAUCCGCACCACCUACGUGCACCUCACAUCGCCUGCUGAAAGGAUGAGACUUAAAACCGGCUAUAUUUGUACAAACUGCGCGCUCGCCUCCCCGUGCUGGGAGGGCUCUUUGGAGAGAUCUUAGGAGCCUUUCCGAGGGGCUGAUAUAGAUAUAAGGACAUUUCUACAUCGCGUCACGUGACAUAAUUACCACUAGAAUCAAUCAAGAUGAAUUGCACGUCAGCACACGGUGGGGAUUUUUUCUUAGUUGAUCCUGUCCAAACCCUCUUGUGCAAUAGAUGGAUCUUGUUCAAUGCAUUGAAGCCUCCUGGUUGCUUGCAAUCGCAAAAAGGAAGACAUGACUGAGUUUGACGAUUGCAGUCACGGCACAUCCAAUAUGUAUCUGCCAGGGUGCGCCUAUUACGUCUCACCCUCAGAUUUCUCGACGAAACCCUCUUUUUUGUCUCAAUCGUCGUCCUGUCAAAUGACUUUUCCUUAUUCUUCUAAUUUACCUCAUGUUCAACCUGUGCGCGAAGUAGCAUUCAGGGAAUACGGAUUAGAGCGCAGCAAAUGGCAGUAUAGGGGCAGUUAUGCUCCUUAUUACUCAGCUGAAGAGGUGAUGCACAGAGACUUUCUGCAGCCUGCGAACAGGAGGACGGAAAUGUUGUUCAAAACGGACCCUGUCUGCGGCCACCACGGACCGUCUCCCGCCGCCUCCAACUUCUACAGCUCGGUGGGGAGGAACGGCAUCCUGCCGCAAGGCUUCGACCAGUUUUACGAGACAGCCCCCGGACCCCCGUACCAGCAGCACUCCGAGAGCGAGGGGGACGCCGAGAAGGGCGACUUGAAAGCCCAGAACAGCACUUGUAGUAAAACACCUUCCAGCCAGGAGAAGAAAGUGACACCAGCAAACAGCGCCGAUUCCCCUUCUGGUGAGGCUGUUGCAGAGAAGAGCAACAGUUCAGCAAUUCCCCAGCGAUCAAGGAAAAAGAGGUGCCCCUAUACCAAAUAUCAGAUAAGAGAACUGGAACGGGAAUUUUUCUUCAACGUGUACAUAAACAAAGAGAAGAGACUGCAGCUGUCCAGAAUGCUCAACCUCACUGACCGGCAAGUUAAAAUCUGGUUCCAGAAUCGAAGGAUGAAAGAAAAGAAACUAAACAGAGAUCGACUCCAAUAUUUCACAGGGAAUCCCUUGUUUUGA